AUGAUUUUACUAAUGUCAAGUGUGGGUAGUUUAGCUUUCAGUCGGAGCCAAGAAAUGUCCGAAAGUAUGAUUUUGCUUUUUUCCUAGUAUAUUUUCCAAGCCUGCUAUAAGUGAACGGUCCCACUGCGCGAAUUGUUUUGUUUUGGCAAUUUGCGAGGCAAAAGUGAAUUAGAAAUUAGGGAAUGGAGCCAAAAGCAAUAAAACCGAAGCCAUCGGGAAUGGGCAACCGCAUAGCCCUGCCGGCAAAGAAUUGCUCCGCAAAGCGAACAUACCAUUGCGGCACCUGUUUGACGGCGUUCCCGCGUCAUCUUGCCGCCAAGCGCCACGAACAAGAGUGCCAGGCCAAGUUUCGGCGCCUUUUUAUUUGCCGGUAUUGCCAGACGUUGUACGGCGAUGAGUCCCGACUGGAGCGGCAUCAGGAGCGAAAGCACAAGGGCGCCCAGUUCCUGUGUCUGCAGUGCGGUAAGAAGUACUCGUCAGCCACCUUCCUCUACCGCCAUGUCGUUACCUGGCACGGCGAGCAGUCGCUGUUCUAUUGUGGCAUGUGUGCGGACAACUGCAACGACGUGAAGAGCUUCAGCGGUAUGCAGCAGUUGCAGGAGCACGCCGAGAAGGUGCAUCACCUGCGUUCCCUGGAGUCUACGGCAAGCGAAACGGAAAGCCUUAUUGACGAAACUGAGGACUUAGAGAUGUUGGAGGAGAAUAUCGAAGACAUUCUGCCCAGCGCUGAUUGGGGUAACGAUCUAACAUUUGAUUGGCCCAUGGAUUUGGACAAGGAGUUGUGCACUGUGGACGCCAAGCCGAGUGUUUUUGUGUGCCCCUUUUGCGCCAAUGGCUUCUCCGGUAGCCUGAGUUUGGUGAACCACCUGAAGCAGUCGCACCAUCGUGAUGCCCUGGAGUGUUGCUACUGCGGCCGGAGUCAUGGUAGCCGCGAGGCCCUCAGAUCCCACCUGCAACGUGUCCACAUCCUGUUGCGUGCUCAUGUCUGUGAUGUUUGCCAGGCGGACUUUGCCACGUCCGAUCACCUAAAGAAGCACGUCAAUAGCAAGCACCUGAAUCACCGGCCACACGUCUGCCCCAUCUGCGGUAGUACGUUCGCCCAGCGAAGUCACUUAAAUCAACAUAUGAAAACAGAUCGGAAGCACGACCAGUUUACAUGCCAGCUGUGCUUCUGGCCCUUCUUCCGGGCCAUUGAUCUGGAGCGUCAUGUGAACGAGAAGCAUCCAUAGAAGGACAUAUACACACACCUUUAACAGGAUAUAUCAUUGUCGCUAGCAGGAACUGUUACU
This is a messenger RNA of Drosophila serrata, 1289 nucleotides long. RefSeq names its product zinc finger protein 639. NCBI's taxonomy places the organism in Eukaryota, Metazoa, Arthropoda, Insecta, Diptera, Drosophilidae. Gene Ontology annotation, molecular function: RNA polymerase II cis-regulatory region sequence-specific DNA binding; DNA-binding transcription factor activity, RNA polymerase II-specific. Gene Ontology annotation, biological process: regulation of DNA-templated transcription. The record is from RefSeq and is a predicted model, not a curated record.